Phytophthora infestans T30-4 is the source of this 270-nucleotide messenger RNA. RefSeq names its product Epi2-like protease inhibitor. The transcript has a single exon. The record is from RefSeq and is a predicted model, not a curated record. The coding region runs from base 1 to 270 and encodes 89 amino acids. Lineage: Eukaryota; Oomycota; Peronosporomycetes; Peronosporales; Peronosporaceae. Gene Ontology annotation, molecular function: protein binding.
AUGAAGUUUGCUGUCGGUCUUAUUCUCGCAGCUGUCGCCGUCACCACUACCCACGCUGGAAACCACUUCAUGAUGAACGACUCGUCCAUUGCGUCUGCGUCCGGGUCAGACGACAUCAGUACGUCGUGCAACUUUGCUUGUUUUCACGUGAUGAGGCCUGUGAAGGACGAAAACGGAGUGAUGUACCCGAAUGAGUGCGAGAUGCGCCGGGCCAGGUGCAGGAAAAAUGAGCAAAACGUUGACGUCCAAGGUGAGCAAGAGCGAAUCUAG